This is a messenger RNA of Salmo salar (Atlantic salmon), 1830 nucleotides long. Its product is annotated as isocitrate dehydrogenase 2-2 (NADP+), mitochondrial. Gene Ontology annotation, cellular component: mitochondrion. Lineage: Eukaryota; Metazoa; Chordata; Actinopteri; Salmoniformes; Salmonidae. Gene Ontology annotation, molecular function: isocitrate dehydrogenase (NADP+) activity; magnesium ion binding; NAD binding. The record is from RefSeq and is marked provisional. Gene Ontology annotation, biological process: isocitrate metabolic process; NADP+ metabolic process.
GUCAAGCGUGGGUGGGGGUGCUGACUAUAUUGCAGUGAGCGGGGUUCAUUUCGGCCCUUCUUUGCUCGGAGUUUCUCGGUUAUUAGCUGCAAGUAAUUUGGGCAAAUCAUGGCUGGAUACUUGAAGGUCCUCCGCUCUCUCUCUAGGUCGGCGACCACUCUCUCCAAAAACCCCGCUGUGCUCGCGCCAGCUGCAACCUCCCAGAGUUUGCAACAGAGGAAUUAUGGGGACAAACGUAUCAAGGUGUCCCAGCCUGUGGUGGAGAUGGACGGAGAUGAGAUGACCAGGAUUAUCUGGGAGUUCAUCAAAGAGAAGCUUAUCCUCUCCAAUGUGGCUGUGGAGCUGAAGUACUACGACCUGGGUCUGCCAUACCGUGACCAGACUGAUGACCAGGUCACCAUCGACUCUGCCAUCGCCACCCAGAAGUACCAUGUCGCUGUUAAAUGUGCCACCAUCACUCCCGAUGAACAAAGAGUAGAAGAGUUCAAACUGAAGAAGAUGUGGAAGAGCCCCAACGGAACCAUCAGGAACAUCCUGGGGGGCACAGUCUUCCGUGAGCCAAUCAUCUGCAAGAACAUUCCCAGGCUAGUUCCAGGUUGGACCCAGCCCAUCACCAUUGGCAGACAUGCCUUUGGUGACCAGUACAGAGCUACAGACUUUGUUAUCAGCCAGCCAGGCACGUUCAAGAUGGUCUUCUCUCCUACUGAUGGGAGCAAAGGCCAGGAGUGGGAGGUCUACAAGUUUCCUGGAGGUGGCUGUGGAAUGGGCAUGUACAACACAGAUGAGUCUAUUUCAGGCUUUGCGCACAGCUGCUUUCAGUACGCCAUUGGCAAGAAGUGGCCCCUCUACCUGAGUACCAAGAACACCAUUCUCAAAGCCUAUGACGGUAGAUUCAAGGACAUCUUUGAGGAAAUCUACCAGGCGAAUUACAAGCCAGAGUUUGACAAGCUGAAGAUCUGGUACGAGCACAGGCUCAUUGAUGACAUGGUUGCCCAAGUGCUGAAGUCCGAUGGUGCCUUCGUGUGGGCCUGCAAGAACUACGAUGGAGAUGUACAGUCUGACAUCUUGGCUCAGGGUUUCGGCUCUCUGGGUCUGAUGACGUCAGUGCUGGUGUGUCCCGAUGGCAAGACCAUUGAGGCAGAGGCAGCCCACGGCACAGUGACCAGGCACUACCGCGAGCACCAGAAGGGAAACCCAACAAGCACCAACCCCAUUGCCAGCAUCUUUGCUUGGACCAGAGGGCUUGAGCACCGGGGUAAACUUGAUGGCAACCCUGACCUGAUCAAGUUCGCUCUGACUCUGGAGCGGGUGUGUGUGGAGACCGUUGAGAGUGGUGUUAUGACUAAGGACCUUGCCGGCUGCAUUCAUGGCCUUUCCAAAUGCAAGCUGAAUGAGCACUACGUCAACACUGAGGACUUCCUGGACGCCAUCAAGAAUAACCUGGACAAAGCCCUGGGCAAGUGAAGGACUGAAGAGUGCAGCUAGCCUGAAAGUGACAUUGUCCUGUUUUUGUACCUCAUUUUUAACUUAGGUCAGAUAGCCACAUGCAUAUUGUCUGAUGAAGUAAUAUGUAGUGUGUGAAAUUAGGUGAUUGUACUGUUGAUUUGUUCCAUCUAGCACUCCUGUCCCUAUUUCCAGGGUUCUAUUUUUGUAAUGAAGUACUGUAUUCCGAUACUGUAUUAUGCCUUUAAAGAAACAUGAAGGCCAUGUCAAGAAUAUUUGCUAAUACAUCUUGUUUGAUCCUAUGCUUGUGUUCUGCCUCAUUUUAAUAUUCUAUGAUAAAAGAAGCACACUGAUUUUAAAGGUAAAUAAAUUUAUUAUUUUACAGUA